AAAAGAACAUGUCUUGUCCGUUACGACAACGCCUGUGAACUUAGUAAAGUCAAAAAUGAAAAAAAAACGUAUGGCAAACUCGGGAGUGAAUGAUGAUCUUGUGGUGAAGGUGUCUGCAAAAAGAUCUAUUGGAAUCGAUGGAUUCGAUCGUGUGGUAUAUCGACAAGUCAUUGAUGGUAAGGAAUGUUGGAAAGAUAUGUCACCCGGUAAAUAUGAUGAAGUUAUUGUUGGAAAAAUCGCUCACGUUGUAAGAUUGGAAGGUCCGUU
Messenger RNA from Racocetra persica, 267 nucleotides. NCBI's taxonomy places the organism in Eukaryota, Fungi, Glomeromycota, Glomeromycetes, Diversisporales, Gigasporaceae. The record is from the annotation of a GenBank genome assembly.